This is a messenger RNA of Eutrema salsugineum, 1113 nucleotides long. RefSeq lists its product as uncharacterized. NCBI's taxonomy places the organism in Eukaryota, Viridiplantae, Streptophyta, Magnoliopsida, Brassicales, Brassicaceae. The transcript has 2 exons. The coding region runs from base 221 to 934 and encodes 237 amino acids. The record is from RefSeq and is a predicted model, not a curated record.
UCCUUCAAUUAUAUUUUUAAUAAAUAAAAACCUUAUCCCUUCUCUCUCUAUCUCUCUCCUCUCUGCCAUGGCGAUUGCUACUAUUGUCCGAGUCUGUGUGAUUUGAGGAUCUGACCCAGAAGUUGAUGAGACAGAAAAUCCAGAAAGUGAAGAUUUUUGAACCGUGAUUUCCGACCAAACCGGUAAGAAAAUCCCUGAUUUGUGAUCUGGAGAUACGGUGAUGGAGGUGAUGGCAGGAGGACCUACGUUCUCAAUCGAGGUCUCUGAAUACGGAAACGAUCUACCGGCGACGGAGAAAGUUUCCUCCUCUUCCUCCGGUGAGACGGCGAACGAGGAGGGAAGCAGCGGUUUGAGUCGGCCCGGAAGCGGAAUCUGGUCAGGACAUACGGCGGAUUACUCAUCGGAGAGUUCAUCAUCGAUCGGAACUCCAGGAGACAGCGAAGACGAAGAAGAAAGCGGAGAAGAAAACGACGAUGUUUCAUCUAAAGAACUCGGUCUUCGAGGGUUGGCCUCAAUGAGCUCUCUUGAAGAUUCUCUCCCCAGCAAGAGAGGGUUAUCGAAUCACUACAAAGGUAAAUCAAAAUCUUUUGGAAACUUAGGAGAGAUCGGGAGUGUAAAAGAAGUUCCAAAGCAAGAGAAUCCGUUGAAUAAAAGGAGAAGGUUACAGAUCUGCAACAAAUUGGCAAGACGAUCGUUUUACUCAUGGCAAAACCCUAAAUCGAUGCCUCUUUUACCAGUAAACGAAGAUGAGGAUGAUGACGAGGAAGAUGAUGAAGAUCUGAAAUCUGGAUUCGACGAGAACAAAUCAACAUCGAGCGACGAAGAGCGAGGAGCGAGAGGAGUUGUUGCGAGGAAACCCUCGUUCAAGAACAGAGCCUUCACGUCUCGGAGUUGUUUUGCGCUAUCAGAUCUGCAGGAAGAAGAUGAUCAAUAAUGCAAUCUAUGAUUUUUCUUUGUUCAUAGUUUUUUUUUUUCAUUUCCUUUUUCUAAAAUAUAAAUUUUAUUUCGUCGCGCGAAUUAAUGUUUCUUUUAUUUUAAUUCGGGAAAUUAAUUAUAUAUUAUGUCGACGGGAGAAAAGUAAUCAACUACGUUAGUGUUUGUUCCUUUCUAUUA